UGGAUCUUUACACAUGCUUCUUGCCGUGCUUCACUGCACCUUGUGAACCUCAUUAGUUGCGCCGUGUAUCCUAGAUGUUCAGGCCUUGGGAUGGGUGGGGGCGUGUUGAAAUAGGGAGAGGGACUGACAUGUUGGGGGACAGGAGGCAAAGCUUCCUCUGGCCUCUCUGGGUCCAGCUCUAACCCUCUCUUCUCUUUGUUCAACUGCAGCAAUCCAGUGAACCUGCGCCAUGAGUGUCUUGGACUCAGCACAUCGUCCUUCAGACCCAGAGCAUGUCUCUCUUCCUGUCCAGAAGGAUGGUCUUGGCCUCCCUUCGCCUGCCCGGAGAACCCCCUCCUGGCCUCCGUCCCCAGAUGAGGAUCCCAGUUUGCCCCCCUUUCCUCUGGAAGAGCCUGGCCCCAGACUUAUGGCCCCAGGGAGCCUUCCCUCUCCAGCCUUGUCCCUAGAGGAAGAAGAAGAGGAUGAGGACGGAGAAGACGCGGCGGAGCCCGAGGGGCUGUGCAGUGAGGAGCAUCCCAGCCAGUUUUUUGCGGAAGCGCAGCGGUUGCGGGAGCAGAGGCUGCUGCUGGAUGAAGAGGUGUCAGUUGGGGGGCGAAUAUAUGGGGUGCAUCGGGUGAUCUUGGCUGCUGUUAGCAGCCUCUUCAGAGGCAGGCUGCUGGGCAGUGGAGGUCCGCAACCCCCCUUCAGCCUGGACGUAACCCCCAGGGCCUGGGAGGCCGUGCUGACCUUUGCCUAUGAGGGGGUGCUGGGCCCCGCCCCGCAGGGGGAUGUGCUGGUAGCUGCUGAAACCCUGGGAGCGCCCCGGGUGAAGGCCGCGGCCCAGAGGGGACGCCAAGGGGCUGGAAGCGCCAGGGAAGAUGAAAAGCAGCCCGGCCAGGCCGAGGAGCUGAGAGAGAACCUGCGCAGCAUUGAGCUCCUGUACCGAGAGGGCAUCGGGUGUGACCUGGAGCUGGAGGCAGGCGGUUGCCGGCUGCGGGUGCACCGAGCAGCCCUCGCCUGUGGCAGCGAGUUCUUUGGGGCCAUGCUCCUGAGUGGGAUGAGGGAAUCCCAGGGCACAGAGGUGUCUCUGCACACCAUCUCUGCCCAGGACCUACGACUCCUCGUCUCUUUUGCCUACUCAGGGGUUGUACGGGAAAGGUGGCCAGGACUGCUGAGAGCUGCCCAGGCUGCUGUGCAGUACCAGAGCUCUUCCUGCCUGGCCCUGUGCCAGAGAGCCUUGGCACAAGGCCUCAGCCCUGCUCGCUGCCUGGCCCUGAUCCCCAUGGCUGAAGCCCCUGGGUUGGAGAGGCUCUGGAGCAAAGCCCGUCACUAUCUCCUCACCCACCUGCCCGCCGUGGCUUUGUGCUCUGCCUUCCCUUCUUUACCGGCCGCCUGGCUGGCAGAACUCCUGGAUAGCGAUGAGCUACACUUGCAGGAGGAGUUCGAGGCCUUUGUGGCUGCACGGUGUUGGCUAGCUGCCAACCCUGAGACUCAGGAGUCAGAGGCCAAGGCCCUGCUUCGAUGUGUCCGCUUUGGCCGUAUGUCCACCAGGGAGCUGCGGAGGGUACGGGCGGCUGGGCUGCCUCCACCCUUCACCUCAGACUUGCUGCAUCAGCUGCUGGUGGAAGCUGAGGUACCAGGACAAGAGAGGCGGAGGGAGCCUGACCAGGCACUGGUAGUGAUCGGUGGGGACGGGCUCAGAUCAGACAUGGCCAUGAGACAGCCAUCCCGAGGAGCAAAGGCCCGGGCCUUUUGCUGCGGAACAGGACUGGUUCGAACUGUGGAGUGGGGCCGGCUGCCUGCCUUGCCUGCCCCCGGGCGCUUCCGGCAUGGGGCUGCGAGCCUAGCAGGAAGUGAACUCUACGUGUGUGGGGGACAGGAUUUCUACAGCCACUCGAACACCCUGGCUUCAACUCUCAGGUGGGACCCCAGUCAAGAGAACUGGGAGGAGAUGGCACCUCUGUGCCAGGCUCGGAGUUUUUUCCCCCUGGUGGCUCUGGAUGGACUGCUUUAUGCCCUGGGUGGACGAAACAAUGGUGUUGCCCUCAGCUCUGUGGAGACUUAUAACCCUAAGCUCAAUGUCUGGAGGCCAGCACCUGCUCUUCCAGCACCACGCUUUGCCCACGCAGCUGCUGUUUUGGAGGGCCAGUUGUAUGUGAGCGGUGGCUGCAGCGGGACUGGCCAAUACUUGGCUUCAUUGCUGCACUAUGACCCCAACCUUGAGAAGCCAGGGACACAUCUGAGCCCAAUGGGGGUGCCUCGGGCUGGCCACGUCAUGGCUGCUCUGGGUAGCCGGUUGUAUGUAGCAGGUGGGCUAGGGGAGACCGGGGAUCUGCUGAGCUUCGAGGCCUAUGAACCAAGGACUGAUAGCUGGACUCAGCUGACACCCCUGCCCUCCCCCCAUGUAGGGGCUGCAGGUGCCGUGCUGCAGGGGGAGCUACUAGUGCUGGGGGGCUACAGCCACCGUACUUAUGCCCCCUCCCACCUCAUCCAUGCCUAUUGUCCUGGCCUGGGCCGAUGGCUGUGCCUGGGAACUCUGCCUAGGCCUCGGGCUGAGAUGCCUGCCUGCAUCCUGACACUGCCCCCUGUGCAGCACAGAGCUUUGGUCUCCAUGGGGCACCAAACCAAACCUGCUGGGUGAGGGGGGAGCAGCAGUGGAUUGGGGGAGGAAGGGGUAGAGACAUCAUGAGGGAAGGAUGGAGAUGAUCAGGGUGGAGCAGAAAAAGGUUUUAGUCAUGGUCGUAUUUCAUUCUAGCUCAGUGCUUUACAACUCAGAAACUGCUUUUUAUAUAUGCUCUUCAUUGAGGAAAGGGUGGUUUCAGAAUUCCUGGAGCAAGAGCGUUGGGGAAGGGGAGGCUACUGAAUACUUAAGUAAGGAGGGGAGACCCAGGGGCUACUCUACAAGGUUUAGGGACCAUGGCAUGAUUCUUGGUGGGGAAAGUGCAUCUGGCUGGGAAGACAGUCCAGAAGUGUCAGUCGCCAAGGUGAAGGGGCCAUGAGAGGACAGUCAGGAAAAUGAUGAUUCUAACCAAUGGAUGAGGAAGAAAGUGGAAAGGCUAUCCAUCAUAGAGUUGAGGAGUGUAGGAGACGGACCGUAAUUGUUGCUUCUCUUUAUUCUCCAAUCCCUGGGAUACCUAAACCCUCUUGACAAUAUUUUAUCUCAGGUAAUUUGUAGAUCCAGUCUAGCAUUUCCUCAGUCACCCACUGCAGGCUGCCCCUAAGGGCCUCUUGGUUUUCAAUCUGAGGCAGAAUUCACAUCCGGAUCCAGCACAACACAGGGGCCCUAGAUGCCAGGGCGACAAGGUGGGAGUACUGCACGUGGGGAGGAUGAACAGGGCAGAGAGGAGGAGGGAGGUGCCUAUGGUGGGAAAGGGAUGAAACAAGGUGUGAGGUUGUGAGGUGGGAGAAGUCAGGAGCCUGGCCUGGCUCUUUCCUUCCCUUUGCGGUGAAUUGAGGGAUCAGGAGGGAAAACAGUGCAGUCGUGGUGUGAGGUCCUGAGCCGUGAGAGGAAGUGGCCGAGAGAAGAGGGAGAAGUAGAAAAGACUUAGAAAAGAGGUUUUCUCCUCUGUCCAUUUCCUCCAGAGUUCUUUGAAUCCAUUUCCCUUUUUCUUAGUCAGGGAAAGUCGAGUCAGAUGUUUCCUCUCUCUCUUCCUCCACCCUGCUUUUCCUCCCCCCCCCCUUUUUUUCCCCUUUCCUUUCUUUUCUCUUCUCUUUUUUCCCUCACAGUUAUUAUCUAUUGUGUGUCAGGUCCUAUAGGAGGAACUAAGGAUCCUAAGGACAGGGAGCUCCUGACCAGCACACAGAUUUGCAAACAAAUACAAGUUUUACUGUAGAAUUAAGAAGUAUGGAUGCUUGCCUCAUGCCUCUUGUGAGAGCUGUGUACCUCUUAUACCCCAUAGAGGCAUGAACACUCAGAGGAUGGAGGAGGGCAGCUGCCCAGAGAAGGCUUCUGUUAGGAAGGCAUCAGCAGAUGGGUACAGUGUGGACUUUUUUUUUUUUUAAAUUAUUUUCUUUUUAUGGCCACA
This is a messenger RNA of Phacochoerus africanus (Common warthog), 4004 nucleotides long. RefSeq names its product kelch like family member 33 (gene KLHL33). Gene Ontology annotation, molecular function: protein binding. The record is from RefSeq and is a predicted model, not a curated record. Lineage: Eukaryota; Metazoa; Chordata; Mammalia; Artiodactyla; Suidae.